Molecule: messenger RNA, 3153 nt
Organism: Coregonus clupeaformis (lake whitefish)
Lineage: Eukaryota; Metazoa; Chordata; Actinopteri; Salmoniformes; Salmonidae
Product: tax1-binding protein 1 homolog A
Source: RefSeq, a predicted model, not a curated record
UAGCUCAGUGGUUGACAACGGGGCCUGAAGCUGUGUGACAACAAGGGCUUUUGGACUGUCAUAUGUUGGCUUUCAAAACAACAUUUUACGUUGUUUGGAUUCAUAUGUAAGACAGGUCAGACAAAUGAAGUGACAAGCAGGAUAUGAUGUCCUCCUUCCAGGUGGUGGGCUCUUCGCCCAGCAGUGGCAUCGGUGUCAUGGAAACAUCAAACUUUGCCCAUGUCAUCUUCCAGAACGUUAGGAAGAGCUUCCUGCCCCAGGAGGCACUGGAGUGUCGCUACACCCUCACCUCCUACAUCACCCCCAACCCCAAAGACUGGGUGGGCAUCUUUAAGGUGGGUUGGAACACAGCAAGGGAUUACUACACGUUCCUGUGGUCUCCCAUGCCGGAAAACUACCAACCUGGAAGCACCGUACACAGGGCUGUGGUGUUCCAAGGGUACUAUGUUCCCAAGAGUGACGGGGAGUUCUAUCAGCUCUGUUACGUCACACACACGGGUGACAUCAGAGGCGCCAGCACGCCUUUCCUGUUUCGCCCGGCCACCACCGAGGACUGUCUCACCAUUACCGAGGACGACAGCAACUCGGACAUACUGGUGGUGACCACCAAGAGCAGCGUGCUGGAGCAGCGUGUAGAGGAGGCGCAGCAGGAGCGCAGGGAGCUGUUGAAGAGAAUGCAUCACCUUCAGGAGGAGAAACAGCAGCUGCAGGAGGAGCACAGGAGGCUGCACAGAGAGAGGGAGCAGGAGAGGGAGACCUGCUACCUGCUACGCACACACAACCAGGAGCUGCUGCGCUCCUCCCAGGGCCUGUCAGAGGAGAGGGAGGAGGUGAGGAGGAGGCUGCAGGAGGCCACAGACAGGGUCAAACAACUGGAGGAGGACCUACUGGGAGUCACACAGAAAGGACUGCAGAAAGAGACUGAAUUGGACUGUCUGAGAGACAGGUUGAAGAAGCUGACAGCAGAGAGAGACAGUCUGGAAACUCAACUGAAGAAUGAGAAGGACGAGAGGGACCUCUACAAGGCCCACCUGCGCAGCACGGAGCUGGAGAACACUAAGCUGAGUGCAGAGCUGCAGAUGCUGAAGGCUGUGGAACUCAACAGAGAGGUGACUAUCGCUCAGUUCCAGGAAGAACUGGACAGGCUCCGAGUCUGCGUCACUCAGAAGGACCGCCUGGAGAAAGAGCUGCACACACACGCUGUCGACAAGGCUGAGAUGGGUCGUCUGAGGGAGCAGCUUCGCCAGUGCGAGGAGCAGCUCCAGGCUUCUCGCCAGCAGGCCGCCAUGUUGGCGUCGGAACUCCGUGACUCAACGAGCGCCCGCGAUCGCACCAUGACCGAGCUGUACCGCGCCCGCCUAGAGGCUGACGCCCUCCGCGCCAGUCUGGCCGAUGCCCAGGCCGAGUGCCGGCGAAUGGAGACGCAGCUGGACCGCAUGAGGACCACCUCCCAGCAGGAAGUGGGUGUGGGGACCUCCAGUGAGGGGGGGUGUGUGGUAUCUGAGGCGGAGGCUGAGCUACAGAGAGAGGUGGAGGAGCUGAAGCUGCGUCUCCACAUGGCCGCUGAGCACUACAAGGAGAAGUACAGGGAGUGUCAGCGGCUCCGCAAGCAGGUGGCCAAGCUCAGCGAGGCCCAGGGGGAGUCAAAGAGAAACGCUGCCACUGAGACGACCCAGGAGCCACUGACACCCAGUCCAGAGUCACCUAGAGCAGGCAAUCUGUCUGCAACUGUGCUGAGAGGAGACACUGAGAGGCCUGUUGUCCCUAACCGGCGUGACAAAAACAGGGAACACACACACACCGACGCACACACCAACACAUUCUCAGGCAUGGAGACCAUGAGAGCUGGGGAGAAAGAGUGGACGGGGAUAAAUGGGGAAGAGAUAGAAAAGGAAGUGAGGGGAGGGGAGAAAGAGAAAGAAGAGGAGAGGAAGGUGGAGGAGGUAGAGGGGGAUGAGGGGAGGAGUGCGGAGGAGGUAGAGAAAGAACAGACUCGUUCGGUGGAGGAGGAGCUGGCGAGGAUGGAGGAGAAGUGGGCGGAGCAGUGUGCUAUCAACGAGACACUUAAACAGAGACUGGCCAAUGAGGAGGAGCGAUUCAGGAUCCAGAUGGUAGAGAGGGUCAUGGAGGUGACAGAGCUGAAGGAGAGUCUGGCUCAGGCCCUCAGAGAGAAGAACCAACUCAAGGAGGAGCUGCAGCGGUGUCAUGGCCGACAGAGGGAUCAGGAGGCUGAUGGUCAGGGGUCAGAGGUCAAACAGCCUGUGGUGCUGCGCUACCCCCUGCCCUACCCCCAGGACCCCUCCCCACCCCCCCUGGUACCCCAGAGACCUGCAGAGCUGCAGUACGGGAACCCCUAUUCCACCGACAACACACGAGACGGGGCAGAUGGUGCCCUGUCCCCGGAGCAGAUGCUGCGCCCCCCUCCCGAGGCUCCUGGUGCGUGCGCCCCUCCGGCCACCCCCCCGACCCCGUGUGCAGGUGCAGACUGGGAUAGAGAGGUGGUCUGCAUCCAGCCGUCCUCCUCACGAAGCAUGAGCCCCCCCGACGGACUGGAACACUCCCCCGAGGAGCCACGCAACGUCGGUGAUGGGGAGCAGCCUGCCUGCAAUCAUCAGGCCAGCAGCAGACUUACCGCCAACAGGGGCAGCUUCUGUUUCGACCCCAGUGGUGAGGUCCACAAACGCUGUCCGUUGUGCGAGGUGAUCUUCCCGCCCCACUUUGAGCAGCGUAGCUUUGAGCAGCAUGUGGAGAGCCACUGGAAGGUGUGUCCCGUGUGCUCUGAGCAGUUCCCCCUUGACUGCCAUCAGCAGCUCUUCGAGAAGCACGUGCUCACACACUUUGACGGCCAUGUGCUGAACUUCGACAACAUGGAGUAGCGGGGAGGUUGGGGGAGUGUGUGUGUGUAAAAGGGAAGGUUGGAUUGGAUUAAGGGAUGUAAAAAAUAAUAAUAAAGGAACAUAUGCUCAAAUCGGGGUUGGGGAUGAUUUCAUUCAAAUUUAACUCGGACCAAGAAGGGAGAUUCCAAAUCAUCCAAUUCAAGAUGUGAAAGAUAAUUGGGGGUAAAUUGCACUUUUAAUGUUCUGAAUUGAAAUAUAAUUAACUCCAGCCCUGGCCUCACACACUUCCAGGAGAACAUGCUACCUUUCAAAAACA